AUGCGGCUUUCAAUAGCAGCAUUUCACUUCCUCGUUGCAGCCAGUUGUUUACAGACCCACGUUCUGUCGUGGGACCAACAACCUGAUGGCUACGAAGUGAUUGACGGCCCUAACAACUCGGAAGCAUUGUCUUCAUGGCGUCAAGACUGGACCAUCUGGAAGAAAAUGGAGCUGAGCAGCAACCGGUAUAACCCAUCGGAUGCGUGCAACGUUUACAACAUCCUGGAAACGCAAUGGACGCAGCGGAACUUCGUGCAAACUUUUGUCAUGCUGAAUGAUCGAGCAAUCUACGAUCGAGAGACGCAACAGUACACGGUGGACAAGUACGUGGACGAGAUGGAACAACGUGUGGGCCCUAUUGACAGUGUCUUGAUCUGGUCCGCAUACCCGAACAUUGGGAUCGACAAUCGAAACCAAUUUGAUCUCUUACGAGACCUUCCUAAUGGACUUGAGGGAGUGAAAAAGGUCGUCGCGGAUUUCCAUCGUCGGGAUAUUCGGGUCAUCAUUCCAUACAAUCCGUGGGAUAUUGGCACUCGAGAUGAAUCGGGUCUGGAGGAUACAGUGCGGAUGUACACGGCCGACAUUACCUCACUAACAGAGAUCGUGUCGGAGCUUCAAGCUGACGGGUUCAAUGGGGAUACCAUGUACGGCGUGCCAAAAUCCUUUUUCAACUGCAGUAAACCACUGGUUGCAAGUCCAGAAGGUGGGGUGCCGACAGCAUACCUGAGCCAUAACCCAUUGAGUUGGGGAUACUUCGGGGGCUACUCGCACUUUCCGCCGGUCGCUCGGGCCAAGUUCCUUGACUCGAGACACAUGGUGCAAAUUUGUGCACGAUGGUCGCUGGAUCGGCUUACGGAACUGCAGACAGCGUUUUUCAAUGGGGCAGGGUACGUCGUGUGGGAAAAUGUGUGGGGCAUCUGGAACGCAAUGAAUGAACGUGAAGAUGAGACUGCCAAGCGAAUGUUCGCUAUUUUACGCAAGUUCGGACACGUUGUAUCGACUGGAGUGUGGACUCCAUACUACGCAAUGAAAGAUGACGGACUGUUUGCAAGUGCUUUCGAUGUCCAAGAGAAUGGGGAAUCCCUCUACACAGUGAUCAGUACAGUGCCUGAAGACAGGACAUUCGAGUUGCCACUCACCAAAGAACAGUCUGAAGAUGGUGUUCGUGUGUAUGACGUCUAUCACGGUGUAGAAUUACAAAAGCAGCCAAGUGGCGUGAAUGGAUCGGUCGUGACGGUAACGUUAGAGCCCCGGGCGUUUGGUGCAAUCUACAUUACAAGGGCUACCGACGACAUGACUCAAUUUUGUAGUGAGAUGCAAGCUAUGACCACCAAAGCACUUGCAGACUACUCUUCGACGCGAAAUCUGCUUCAACAGCAACUCAUUCGUAGCGACCAUGCGGAAGCAGAAGCUGAGUCGAGUGUUGAUGGAAUGGUGCGUGUGUCUGGGAUGGACAAUUGGUGGUUUAACGUCAGCGGUGUACAGAUUGAACCCGUGUUAGCUUGGACGCCGAACUCGGAUCAGUUUGGCACAGGAGUGCAGUUUCCAUGGGAAAACCGUCCCUGGAACAACCACUCGACGAGAUUGUCCAUUCAAGACUUUUUCCUUGACGUCCAUCCUGUGACCAACGCUCAUUUCCGGACAUUCCUCCAGUCAAGUGGCUAUCGUCCCAAGUCAAUGGAGCGCUUCUUGUUGCACUGGGAAAAUCGUCAAGGGCCUUUAGCAUCAUGGAGUAUUCCGCCUGCAUUGGAGCAAAGCCCUGUCGUCAAUGUUGCCCACGAGGAUGCUGAAGCUUAUGCAAAGUUCUACGGGAAGCGGCUUCCGCACGAUUGGGAGUGGCAGUACGUUGCUUCGAACGGAGAAAACUACGAUGCCUACCCAUGGGGGCCCGAGAUGGACCUCAACAAAGUGCCAAGGGUUUUUCAUGGGAAAGAAUUGCCUGCACUGAGUCCCGUUGGCUCGUAUGCGAACUCUCGCUCGACGAAGUUCCAAGUGGAAGAUCUCGUCGGGUACGUGUGGCAGAUGACGGAUCACUUUUGCGACUCGCACACAUGUGGACUUCUCCUCCGAGGAGGCAGCAGCUACCACCCGAUAUCAGCGACGCAUAGUGACCCGAAUUGGUACUUUCCCCCAGACGCUCGAUGCCCAGCACCACAACCGCUUUCUCAUGAUCAGCGAAGGGUACGAUCGCUCUCCAAUGGUGGGUUUUCGUUGUGCGAAGAGCAUUGCUCCAUCUCGAGCCAUGAAUUGACCGAUGAGAACGUUUCGGAUACACGAAGAAGAAGAAGAAAAAAAACAGGUCUUCCACACCUGAUGACUGUGUACGAACAGCUCAAGCUAUAG
Peronospora matthiolae is the source of this 2343-nucleotide messenger RNA. The record is from the annotation of a GenBank genome assembly. Lineage: Eukaryota; Oomycota; Peronosporomycetes; Peronosporales; Peronosporaceae.